Messenger RNA from Epinephelus moara (kelp grouper), 2534 nucleotides. RefSeq names its product heparan sulfate 2-O-sulfotransferase 1b (gene hs2st1b). The record is from RefSeq and is a predicted model, not a curated record. Gene Ontology annotation, molecular function: heparan sulfate 2-sulfotransferase activity. Gene Ontology annotation, cellular component: membrane. Bases 441 to 1511 code for a protein of 356 amino acids. The transcript has 7 exons. Lineage: Eukaryota; Metazoa; Chordata; Actinopteri; Perciformes; Serranidae.
CAGAAGAAGCAGCUCCAUCUCUGUGAUGCUUCAUGCUACAACAAGCCCCUGUUCACUUCUGUACUGAACUCUGGAGUCAAUUUAUUUUCCUCCAGGUUCAGGUCUCAGUUAAAUGGAGCUUCAUGAACUCUUCAUGCGGCCAGAAGUAAGAAUGUGGAGCGACUUCCGCCCUGGUUUUUAAAGAUGACGUUAGCAUGAGCUCUACGUGGCUUCAUCACAAUGAUAGUUAGUGGAGAAGCUAGCUAAUGUUUGGCUAACGGUGAGUUAACACUGUUGAGCUGUUAGCUACUAACUAAUGGAGCUAAACAGCUAACAGCUAAGUGAAUCAGCUUGGAUUAGUUCAGUUGGUUAGCGUUGUAGGAUCGUAGCUCCUGUGCUGGAUUAGCCGUUAGCAGUGGAUCAGAGACGUCUCACUGUGGUAUGAUUCAUCUGGUGGUUUGAUGGGGCUUUUAAGGACCAUGAUGCCGCCCAAGUUCCAGCUCUUGGCUGUUUUGGCUUUUGGAGUGUCGAUGCUCUUCAUCGAGAACCAGAUCCAGAGACUGGAGGAGUCCAGAGCCAAACUCGAACAAACAAUCGCCAGACAUGAGGUUGCUGAAGUGGAGCAGCGUCACAGUGAAGACGCCGGGCGGGAGUUGUCACCACUGGCGGAAAAAGAUGACAUGGUCAUCAUUUACAACAGAGUGCCCAAGACGGCCAGCACAUCCUUCACUAACAUCGCCUACGACCUGUGUGGGAAAAAUCGCUUCCACGUCCUGCACAUCAAUACAACCAAAAACAAUCCUGUCAUGUCUCUGCAAGACCAGGUGCGCUUUGUCAGGAACGUCACCUCAUGGAGAGAGAUGAAGCCCGGCUUCUACCACGGCCAUGUAGCUUAUCUGGACUUCUCAAAGUACGGAGCGAAGGGUAAGCCCAUGUACAUAAAUGUGGUGAGGGACCCCAUAGAGCGCCUGGUGUCAUACUACUACUUUUUACGUUUUGGAGACGACUACAGGCCUGGACUUCGACGAAGGAAACAAGGAGACAAAAAGACCUUUGACGAGUGUGUAUCAUCAGGAGGGUCUGACUGUGCUCCUGAGAAACUCUGGCUGCAGAUCCCCUUCUUCUGUGGACACCAUUCAGAGUGCUGGAACGCGGGCAGUCGAUGGGCUCUGGAACAGGCCAAGUACAACCUGGUGAACGAGUACCUGCUGGUUGGAGUGACUGAGGAGCUGGAGGACUUCAUCAUGAUCCUGGAGGCAGCGCUGCCACGCUUCUUUAAGGGAGCUACAGAGCUCUACAGAACUGGAAAGAAGUCCCAUCUGCGAAAGACCACCGAAAAGAAACCCCCCACCAAAGAGACAAUAGCCAAGCUGCAGCAGUCAGACAUCUGGAAAAUCGAAAACGAGUUUUACGAGUUUGCACUCGAACAGUUUCAGUUUGUGCGUGCCCAUGCUGUCAGGGAAAAAGAUGGAGAACUUUAUGUCCUGGCUCAGAGCUUCUUCUAUGAAAAGAUCUACCCCAAAGUGAACUAACAGUGGAGCCAGAAAACAGAGACGAGGGCUGCACUGGGACUUUCCAGGACUCCAUUAGUAGUCAUUUACACUGGGAGAAGUUUCACCAAGUGAUGCUGGUGAAUGCUUUUUCUUACCAUGGUGCGGCACAGUAAACCCCUCUCAGACUGUACAGUGGAAUUUUUGUGAGGGUUGUGUCUAAUUUUUUUAUUGCCGGUGCAGCUGUCGAGAGACCUUAACAUGGAUAUAAAGCGUCAGUCUAAAUGGUGAGAAAGAAUUCAAACCCAGAGCACAGAGAACUGGAUGUGAUGCAUCCCAAAACCCAAACACAAGCAGCCUUUGAUUUAUGAGGCUCUGUGUUUGGGUUUUGGGUGGAGUGUCCAGAUAAAAGCAGCAAACCUCAACUAGUUCAACAAGUUUAAAACCAUCAAAAAUGUGUAUUUCUGACAGAGAGAAAUCUGUUCAGCUCCAUGUUGUAUUAUUGUUUUGAACACGACAUUUUAGAUGCACAAAUUCUUGUUUACAAGUUACAGAAGAUAAAACUGUUUAAAAAAGUCAGAGCUUUGUUUGUACAUACUGUAUUAACAUGCAGGGAACAUGUUUUUGGACCAAAUGGUAGCAACAGAAAACAGACUGGACCAUUGCAUCCUUUGGUGCGUGACUUUUUUUAAUCCCACUGAGAUGUUCUCGAUUUGUAGACAUGUUUAACACGUUGUCUCAGUAUUUUAUCACAGAGAUAGUGAUAUGCGUCUCUGAUAUAUCUGACAGCUGCUGUUUUAAAAGGAGCGCAGCUGGAGCAGGACAAAGGUACUAAUCAACAGAACGUUGUGAGUACAGGGUUUACUAGACAUGGUCACAGGGUGACGGGGGUAGAGGUGGAGGUGAUAGUGCCUUUAUUACAACAUUUAGGAUUUUAUUUUUCAUUUUCCAGUGAUCUCACAAUCAUGUUUGUCUUUAUUUGUGUGUGUCCAUCAGAACUGCAGUUCCUGUUUCUCUUGUUUCACACGUCAUUAACAACCAAAAGAAAAAAACACAAGUGCACAG